Molecule: messenger RNA, 2327 nt
Organism: Hyla sarda
Lineage: Eukaryota; Metazoa; Chordata; Amphibia; Anura; Hylidae
Product: keratin, type I cytoskeletal 19-like
Exons: 7
Coding region: 1-1353 (450 amino acids)
Molecular function (GO): structural molecule activity
Source: RefSeq, a predicted model, not a curated record
AUGAGUAUCAAGCAUCUUUCUUCAGCUGGAUCUUUGAGGGGAUUAGGAGGUGGAAGUUCUGGUGUUUCCCGUAUGUCAUCUGUACGAUCAAGUACUUCUUACCGAUCACCAAGCAUGCAUGGUGGUCUGAUCGGUAGAAAUUCAGGUGGAAGUUUAGGUCUAGGUUGUAGUGUUGGCAGUGUUGGAGGCUAUAGCUCUGGUUUUGGAUAUGGAGGAGGUAGUGCCGGGUAUGGCUAUGGUGGUGGCCAUACUAGUGUUGUUUCCGCAAGGGAAGACAUCCUGAGCACCAAUGAGAAAGAAACGAUGCAGGUACUGAAUGAUCGUUUGGCAUCCUACCUAAACAAAGUGCGCUCUUUGGAAAUGGAAAAUGCCCAACUUGAGAAAAACAUCCGAGAGUGGUAUGACAAACAGGUUCCAUACAUGUCCCCUGAUUUCCAACCAUACUUCAAGACUAUUGAGGACCUUCAAAACCAGAUCCUUCAAGCAAGCAUUGACAAUGCUAACAUCCUGCUUCAGAUUGAUAAUGCCCGGCUGGCUGCAGAUGACUUCAAGACCAAGUAUGAAAAUGAAGCAGCUCUCCGCACAAGUGUAGAGGCUGACAUCAAUGGACUGCGUCGUGUGCUGGAUGAUCUCAUGCUUGCUAAGAAAGAUCUAGAAGGACAACUCCAAACCCUGACUGAAGAGCUGGCCUCCUUGAAGAAAAACCAUGAAGAGGAGGUGAACAUCUUGCGCUCUCAGCUGGGAGCAAGAGUUAACGUAGAAGUGGAUGCUCCUCCUGCUGUGGACCUGAACAAAGUGCUAACAGAAAUAAGGGAUCAAUAUGAGAACAUAAUGGCCAACAACCUAAAAGAAGCCGAGAGGUGGUUCUUAGAAAAGAGUGAAGAGCUGAACCAACAAAUGACAAGCAGCGCCCAACAACUUCAGACAUGGAACCAUGAAAUCAUCGAACUCCGCCACACAGCCCAAACUUUGGAAAUAGACCUUCAAGCCCAGAACAACCUGAGAGAAGCCCUGGAGAACGCAUUGGCUGAGACCGAAGCUAGAUACAGUUGCCAACUUGCCCAACUUCAAGAUAUGAUAUCUAAUGUUGAGGCCCAACUAGCAGACCUUAGAUCUGAUCUGGAAAGACAGAACUUUGAAUACAGAUGUCUCAUGGAUGUAAAGACACAUCUGGAGAAGGAGAUCGCAACCUACAAACAACUGCUUGAUGGAGAAGACAUGACGAGAGGCUCAUUUACCAGAACCGUCACAAUGAUGUCCAGUGGAUCAGGUGGCUCCAUGAAUAUGGGAGGCAUGGGGGGCAUGGGAGGCUCUGGAGGAAUGAAUGCCAACAUAAAAACCCAAGGACCAUGAAGAAUUAGAAAACUUUAGCCACUCAUUAUUUCCUGUGGUCUUGUUAUAUUAAAGCAAAAAUACUAGCCAAUAAAAAAAGAUUUUGAAAUAAAAUAAACAGCCGUCAGAAGUUGUUUUAACCACCUGGCACCUACUUAUGUUGCACAAUGACCAACCAUGUCUACGUGAGAUUGUAUGUGUGCAUGAAUGUGUAUCUGUUGUGCAUGGACAGUGGUGUUGGGUAUUUUUUAGCAAUGCCAUUGUAUGCGCAAUACUAACUGUUGAGUUGGGUGAUGGUGUCUUUAUGAGUGGGGUCAAGGGCUCUGUGUCUGGUGAGGGGUAUUUGCUCACUGUGUAUGGAAGAAUAUAAUCUAGAAUAUGGUGUCAAUGUGCAAUUGAAGAAAGGGUUAAGGGUGACCAUUCAAAAUAAGAGGUAAAAACUACCUCGCAACCCAUAGACUUGAAUGGAAUAAUUGAGUUAAAACAACAUGCUUGUUAAAGAAGUGGUUUGAGACUAGAGAUUUAAAAAAAACAGUGCCACUAUUGUCCGUGGUUGUGUCUGAUUUUGUAGCUUUUGUCCCAUUGGCUUAAAUAGGGCUAGGAUGCAAUACCAAACACAAUUCAUAGACCUAAGUGGGGCUGUUUUUGUAAGCCACUAUCACCAACAACCUCUUCAACAAGCAUUUUAAAGGCACUAUAACUUUUUGUAGGAUUUGCCCCCUAUCUGAGGCUGCUGUGUAAACAACUAGUGCUUUUGCUUUAAUUAACAUAAAGUUACUAAAAUGUGUAUUGAACCACAUUAAAUUUCAUUUAGCUAUAAGCAACUUCCAUUUAUACUUCCUGCUACUUGUCCUCUGCUGUCCUCUCAGAGGUUGAUUGUUGUCAGUGUCAUCAUCACAUUUUUAUAUUUUGUCUGUUUUUUGAAUUGCCUAUUCCAUGUCAGGGGGAUGGGCAGACUCUGCAGAGAAUGCUUCCUACCUUGUUCAUAAUAAAAC